Molecule: messenger RNA, 1886 nt
Organism: Setaria italica (foxtail millet)
Lineage: Eukaryota; Viridiplantae; Streptophyta; Magnoliopsida; Poales; Poaceae
Product: F-box protein At1g67340
Exons: 2
Coding region: 550-1671 (373 amino acids)
Molecular function (GO): protein binding
Source: RefSeq, a predicted model, not a curated record
UGAAAUUCUUUAUCAUAUUCAUAUGAAUAGUCCAAACUGAGCAAAUCUGGUACAUUCAAGAAAACGAGCUAAGUGCCUAAAUGGUAGACUUGGGCUCAGUUUUUUUCAAAGGCUGAGCACACAGCCCAGCCGGCCGGCGAUCCUCGACCUUAUCUUGCGUGCGGCUGCUGCGCGUCAAUAAUGGAACUACGUUCGAGAUCGCGGCGAACGAACAGACGCUCGGCGCGGAUCGGAUCGGAUCGGAACGAUAACAACUACGGUGCAGCCAUCCACGAGCCGCGCCCGCCACUCGUUGCCGAACGGCCGCCCCGGCAGCAGCGCCCGGUCAAACGACGCCGCCGUAGCCCCGUGGCCCGUGCCGCGGGGCAAAUCCGUCCAACCAACCACCGCGCAGUCCUCCCAUCCGUACCGCCACCGCGCCACGCGUCCUCCUAGCGUCUGCGCGCGUGUAUAUAAAUCCUCCCCCACCUCCUCUGCCGGGCCCCCCUCUCUGAUCUCUCUCUGCAGUCUGCACCGCGCCCGCCGCCGUGCCGGUGCCGGCCGGCCGCCAUGAGGAAGCCGACGAGGCGCUCGAGCUUGGUAAAGAAGGGCAGCGGCGGCAGGACGACGGCCGUCCUGCUGGCAAAGCAGGAGCUGGUGCUGGGCCACGGCGGCGGCGUCGACGCAUUCGACCGGCUCCCCGACGACCUCGUGCUCGCCGUGCUCGCCGGGGUCGCAGCGUGCGCCGCGGGCCCCGCCGACCUCGCCGCGGCGGCGCUGACGUGUAGGAGGUUCCGGGAGCUCGCGGCGCACCCCGCGGUGCUGUCGCGGGCGUCGGCGGCGGCCGUGUCCCUGCGCGCGGGGAGGUGGUCGGAGGCGGCGCACCAGUUCCUGCGGCGGUGCGCGGCCGCCGGCAGCCUCCACGCCUGCUACUUCCUCGGCAUGGUAACCUCAGCCACGGCGACAUCCUCUGUAGUCUGUACUGCUAUGCUUCUUGGUCCGCGCUGGCCUCUGUUUGCUGACGCCGCCAGCUCAUACCAUCACCAGGUGAGGUUCUACUGCCUCGGGAGCAGGGCGACGGGGGCGGCGCUGCUGGCGCGCGCGGCGUCCGGCGGGCACGCGGCGGCGCUGUACGCGCUGGCCGUGCUGCAGUUCAACGGCAGCGGCGGCGGCAAGGCGGACAAGGACCCGCGCGCCGGCGUGGCGCUGUGCGCGCGCGCCGCGUGGUUGGGACACGUCCCGGCGCUCCGCGAGCUCGGCCACUGCCUCCAGGACGGCUAUGGCGCGCGCCGCGACGCCGCGGCAGGGCGCCACCUCCUGCUCCACGCCGCGGCGCGCGAGCUCGUCGCUAUCUCGUCAGCGCGCUGCCGUCGCGGCGGCCGCCGCGCCGAGGACGGCGACGACGCGGCCAGCCGGUUCAUGGUGGAGUGGUGGGCGCUGUCCGCCGCCAAGAAGUCCGCGGCAGCGACGGGAGAAGGCGACGGCGGGAACGACGCGGCCGAGCUGCGCCUGUGCUCGCAGGCGCCGUGCGGGCGGCGGGAGACGCGGCGGCACGAGUUCCGGCGGUGCUCGGCGUGCGGGUCCGCCAGCUACUGCUCGCGCGCGUGCCAGGCGCUGGACUGGAAGCGCGCGCACCGCGGCCAGUGUGGGGCCGCCGCCGCCCGCUGGCUCGCCGCCGGGGACGCGUACUGAACGCACGCUAGCCGCCGCUCGACGACGACACAUGCGGCGCACAUGUACAUAUUUGUGCAUACCUAGGUGCGGUAGCAAUUGUGUAGGGAUUAAGUUACUAGAAAGACCUUAUUCCAUAAUCACCACUAUAGAAAUUUCUAAAUAUUUAUUUGUUUUUGUUUAUUUUUGAAUCAAUCAGUAGUUUGGGAUGAUAAUGAUUAGUGAGUUUGUUUAAA